Molecule: messenger RNA, 1339 nt
Organism: Aedes albopictus (Asian tiger mosquito)
Lineage: Eukaryota; Metazoa; Arthropoda; Insecta; Diptera; Culicidae
Gene: Cpr97Eb
Product: pupal cuticle protein 27
Exons: 4
Coding region: 457-1107 (216 amino acids)
Cellular component (GO): chitin-based extracellular matrix
Molecular function (GO): structural constituent of chitin-based larval cuticle
Source: RefSeq, a predicted model, not a curated record
CUCAUUUCACCCAACAAACCAACCGUCAGUAAAGUGAAAAAGUGCUCCAAAUCGCACGCCACAGCGAGUCAGCCAAGCCAAGCCAAACAGUUGCACCGCAGUGCAGCAAGAUUAUACGGAAAAAGUCAAACCGAAUAGCCAAUGGUGCUUUGCCGGUUCGACCGUUCGAUCCCGUCGUCGUCGCAAUCGUUCUUCUGCGGUGAGAGCUGGUGCUUUGAGUGCUCCGCGGUGGCGUGCGCGGGUGGACGGCGCGUAACGAUUGGAUUAUUCUAGGAAGAAAAACUCAUCGGAGAAAAGUGCCCUCAAUAGCUUCGUCAUUGCCGUUUCGCGGAACAGGCGCAGGAAGGAAAACUCGAAUCUCAUCAAGCACUCAUCAUUAGUCAUCUCGGCGGAAGCCCGCUGCUAAUCGUUUGUUGAUUAUUUUCCUUUGAUUUAAUUAAAUCAGCAGAUCGAAAAAUGAACACUUUGCUCAUAUUGUCCGCACUUGUGACAGUCAUCGCAGCACAGAGGGAUUACACCACGCCGGUGCCCAUCCUGAAGCAGAUCAACCGACACAAUGAGGACGGCAGCUACAGCUAUGGCUACGAGGCGGCGGACGGGUCGUUCAAAAUCGAAACCAAAUAUCCAACCGGCGAGGUGCAGGGUAAAUACGGUUAUGUAGAUGACAGCGGAAAGCUACGUGAGAUUGAAUAUGGUGCCAGUAAACGAGGAUUUGAACCUGCUGGUACCGACAUCAACGUUCCACCACCAACUCUGACCAACACCAACUACCCACCUCUGGGACCGAACGAAGAAGACGAUGGUCAGUACCGUGAAGACCCCAGCGUCUACUACAAGGAUGCACGGUACAACUCCAAACCACCAUCCCCAGCUUACCAGCCCCGUCCAGCACCGGUUCAGUAUAAUCCUGCACCACAGCAGUACUACCAGAACAACGUGACUCCCGCGCCAGCUCCAGCUGCUCCAGUCUAUCAGCAGCCACAGCACCGAUUCCAGCCACAGCCACAGUACUACCAAGCGCCACAGCAGCAGCGUUCCGAAUACUGGCAUCCGAACGCCAGGGUGGACAUCAACACCGGGUCGUAUUCGCUCAGCUACACCGGUUAGAUAACAACCGAGCCAUCAUCAUUUGUUCGUGAGUGAAUGAGCGUGUGUCCCUAAGUCAUUUUACCGUGUAUGCCAAGCGCUUUACUUGUAUAGCUUAUCAAUUGUGGCAGUCACAAGAGUAUCGUUUACUUUUUAUAAUUUCGCGGUACACAUAAGUUUCUCUACAAGCCGAGAUGAGUUUUCAGGGUACGUCCUUAUCAGGAUAGAAUAAAACGACUUUUACUAUUUAAAA